Messenger RNA from Nicrophorus vespilloides, 975 nucleotides. RefSeq lists its product as uncharacterized. Lineage: Eukaryota; Metazoa; Arthropoda; Insecta; Coleoptera; Silphidae. The record is from RefSeq and is a predicted model, not a curated record.
UGAUUCAGAAAAGAUCAAGCAAAUGGGAUAUACAAUUGAAAGAUGUAAAGAAUAAGUCAUGUAGAUUAUUGAAGCAAGAAUGCUCUAUCGAUGUAGACAUUAAAACAUUGUCUGAGACACAACUGAAUGACUUGAUUCAGAAAGCUGUAAAGAAUGGUCAUAAUGAAAAUGUCAAGUUUUUGAUUCAGAAAUGUCUGGAGGCAGAUAUUUGCCCAAGACCAGAAUUGGUCAAUUCACUAUUUGAGUAUUACAUAAAGGAUAUAACUAUGGUGUAUGCAAUACAAAAAUUAGUCCAGAGGAAUAAUGAUUAUAUUUCCUUAAUCAAUGGGAAUUUUGAUCAUUAUGUGGCUGAGUCUCUUUGGUUGAAUGAAGAGAUCUUGAAAGCUUUACCUAUUUUUGAAACAGUCUACAGGAAGCACAAUCAUUUAAGGCGAAAAAUUCGUCUUACAUUCAAGUACUUAAUAUUUGAUGUUACAAAUAGGAGUGAAGCUAUCCUUGUGAAUAUCAUAAAAUUUAGUGAACAUAUCAUGGAAGAUUUUAAAGAUGAUUACAUGAUGUCUUGCAUAUGGCAAGUUUGUUUCAUUAGUGAAUGGUACACAGAUCAAAAAUUGGCUUUGGAUUUGCUUGAGAAACACGCAAAUUUGAGCCAUUCAAUCAUAAGUCAUAUUCCUACCAUAGUACAAAUAUCCCUAAGAAAUCACCAGGUAGAUGUUGUGCAGAGAUUGCUAGAGGUACUCAUGCAGUUUCAGAUUGAGAGUCAGUAUUGCUAUGUUCUUAUGGCAUUGUUUAAUUAUAAACUACAACAACGGGAUUUACGAAGCUGCUCAGAGAUUAUUAAUUGGGCUGUGAUCAAUAAUGUAAAGUUACCAAACACUUUGCAUCAAAAGUUUCUAAUGUUAUUGCUGAAGAAGAAUGAACCUAUUCAACCAGUCAAGAGUCCAGUAUCAACAGACUAUAAGUUUUGAUGUAGUAUAA